This is a messenger RNA of Trematosphaeria pertusa, 1520 nucleotides long. RefSeq lists its product as uncharacterized. Gene Ontology annotation, biological process: protein neddylation. Gene Ontology annotation, molecular function: NEDD8 activating enzyme activity. Gene Ontology annotation, cellular component: nucleus; cytoplasm. The transcript is spliced from 4 exons. Bases 46 to 1368 code for a protein of 440 amino acids. The record is from RefSeq and is a predicted model, not a curated record. NCBI's taxonomy places the organism in Eukaryota, Fungi, Ascomycota, Dothideomycetes, Pleosporales, Trematosphaeriaceae.
CUAACGUCAACCUCUUCCGCAACAAACUCACAACCACACAAAACGAUGGAAGCUAAUGCAGGAUCGACAUUGCCGAAUGAUUCAGAGGCACCGCGAGCACGAUGGAAGUACCUGGACAAGAUACUAAACCGGCCGGGUCCGUUUACGGAUGAAGACUCCUUCAUGCCUGGGGAGCCUGUUAUUGAGAGUUUGGAGCGCGCAAAGAUACUAGUCAUCGGAGCCGGCGGGCUAGGUUGCGAAAUACUCAAAAAUCUCGCUCUCUCCGGCUUCAAAGACAUCCACGUAAUCGACAUGGAUACCAUCGACGUCUCCAACUUGAACCGCCAAUUCCUCUUCCGCGCAUCCGACGUGGGCAAGCCCAAGGCAGAAGUUGCCGCGCGCUUCGUUGAAUCCCGCGUCAAAGGUGUAAAGAUUACCCCUUACUGCGGCAAGAUCCAGGACAAAGACGAAGAGUACUACAUGCAAUUUGCCAUGAUCGUGUGCGGGCUCGACAGCAUCGAGGCGCGGCGGUGGAUUAACGCGACGCUUGUGGGUAUGGUGGACCCUGAGAAUCCCGAUAGCCUGAAGCCGCUGAUUGAUGGCGGGACCGAGGGGCUCAAAGGCCAGGCUCGGGUUAUUUUCCCGACUAUGACGAGCUGUAUCGAAUGCCAGCUGGAUAUGCAUGCUCCGCGUGCUGCAGUCCCGCUAUGUACGCUGGCCACCAUUCCGCGCCAGCCGCAGCACUGCAUCGAGUGGGCGCACAUCAUCGCAUGGGAAGAAGAGCGCAAGGAAAUCACGCUCGACACGGACGACCCGGAGCACAUCACGUGGCUGUACCAGAAAGCGCUCAAGCGCGCGCAGGAAUUCAACAUCCCCGGCGUCACCUACUCGAUGACUCAAGGAGUCGUCAAGAACAUUAUCCCAGCCAUUGCGUCGACCAACGCCAUCGUAGCAGCGAGCUGCUGCAACGAGGCCUUCAAAAUCGCCACAAACACGAAUCCUUUCCUCGGCUUCCCCGAAACAGACAACUACAUGAUGUACACCGGUGACGAGAGCAUCUACACGUACACAUUCGAGCACCAGAAGAAAGACGACUGUCCCGUAUGUGGCGCAGGCACCAUCGCUCGCCCGCUGCAAGUCAAUCCGAACUGGACGCUGCAGGACUUUGUGGACAGUCUGGCAGAGAGGCCGGAAGCGCAGCUUAAGAAGCCGUCGAUUCGGACGGGGGAGCACUCGCUGUACAUUCAGAGCUUGGCGGACUUGGAGCGCCAGACGCGCCACAAUCUGACCAAGAAGAUGAGCGAACUCGUCGAGGAUGGAGAGGAGAUGGUGAUUACGGAUAAGUCGUUCCCGACGCAGUUCAAGUACAAGGUCAUCUUUCACAAGUAGCGAGCUGUAUUGGGUGCGAAGAUUUGAGCGCCGCGGGCGCGUGCGUCGCACACGGAGACUGGGCUAAUCCCGUUAUGGUAGAUAAAUGAAGUGGUAACGCGGACCCUUGGGGCUGCGCUCUAGCCCGUAUCGCAUCCAUAAAUAUGUACACU